UUUUUUAGGAAAUUUUCAGUUUAUAUACCAAUUUAUAAUGUCAUUUAUUAAAAAUCAAAUUAUUAAAAGAUUAGAAAAGUUUAUUAAAAACUUAUCUUCGGAUAUGCUAAGCAUUAGUUUGGUUAAGGGAGAGGCUAUGCUAACAGAUGUGAAAAUAGAUGAAAAAGCAUUAAUGGAUAUAUUAAAACUACCUCAUUUUAUAGUAUUGAACAGUGCAAUAUGUAAUUCAGUAUUUAUUAAGAUACCUUGGACAAAAUUAAAAAGUGACCCUAUUUAUUUGGCAUUUGAUUGUGUUGAAAUUCCAUUAUUGAAUCAGCUAAGUAAUUUAUUUGAAAUUAGUUAUAAAUGCACAUGGCUGAUUUGUAAACCUGGAAAUUGGCAUUAAAAGGAAGGAAUAUGCGACUGUGAUCACCAUUAAAAUAAAAUAAAUAAAUUUAGAUUAAUUUUAUUACCACUUAAUAUAGCAAAUUGGAUAAAUGUCUAUCCUCUUUAUGAGCUCCCCAUAAUAUAUAUAAGCCACUCCAAACAUCAUGAGACAAUACAAAGCUUGAAUCUUGAUUUUAUGUCAAGUACUAGUGGAUAUAGCAGUUACAACAAAAUGAUUCAUAAUUUACAAUUAUCCACAUCUUAUAAUUCACUAGUUGAUAAAAUUAUUGAAGGAGUCAAAAUGAGUAUCAACAUAGUGUUAGUCACAAUAUAUUGUCCUGAAAAUUUUCGAGCCAUAAUUGAAUUAACAUCUGUGGUGGUUCAAAGCACAUCGUAUAAUUGGAAACCCUGUAGUUUAAAAGCAUCUAGAAUAUCCCUCAAAGAAUAUGGAACUUAUAUACAUUUUAAAGAGAUCCAAUGGAAUAAUACGAGAAUAGAAAUACAAAUUUUCAACGAAAAUCUUGAACCAACUGCUCAUAUUCAAUCUACCACACCUCAAUCUCUAAUUAAGAUAAUAACUAAUCAAAACAAGUUACGCGUUGUGACCCAAAAAAUUUUGCCAAGUUUACAUAUCAAGAACUCUAACAGUUCACUCAAAAUACUCAACAUAUCUCCUUCGAAUACCCCAUCCGAUUCAAAUACUCCACUCCCUAAUCAUCAUUCUAAUCAAGCAUUCCCCCAAAAUAACCUUAUAUUUGUCCGGAGUUGCUUUAUGGUUGAAGAUUUGUUAUGGGUCAUCAACGAAACCCAGAUCCCUGAUAUUAUAUUCAUACUAUCGGCUGUUCUUAGGGUAUCCAACAAUUAUAAAACACUCCUAAACAGUGCCGUAUUUAAUCAGCCUUCCAAUCCGAACCCUCUUUUGAUUCCCUUGCUAAGUAAAUCGCUCGCUAACAACCAAAUCACUCCCGAAAAAUACGCGUCUUUCUUGGAACAUUGUGUAACUGAAGAAUUCACUCAGCUCUUUAUCAACAAAAUUGAUUUUCACCUUUGCCAAACCCAACCACAGAUUUUAUCAAUUACCAACCCUAGGGUAAAAGUUAAGAAUGAAGAAUUGAAGUCUCUUCAGGUCGUGGUGGAAAGUUUGCACUUAGACUUUUACCCCAAACAUUCCUUCGGCAUGGAGAACCAAACGGAUAUCUAUUUACAAAAAUCCCAUACCAACUGUAUCUAUCAACAUUGCCUUCAAACUUACUGGGACAAAAUGGGCAAUUUUUUGCAGCACAAUGAGGAAAAGAUCCAAUUGGCUAAACGAUCUCUAUUUCAAAAACGAUUGGUAAUAAAGGUUCUAGGAGGUUUGAAGAUAAUAGACUUAUCUCUUUAUGACAUUCCUCCCUUUAAUGGUGUCCUUUUAUAUCAUGACGAAUCCCCUUUUAUUAACACUGUCACAAAUGCCCCGCUGCCGAUCAUUCUGCUCGAUUUUUCCGAAUAUUUCUAUCAUUAUACUGAACUAACACCAAAUGGCGUUACUAACAAUACCUCCGUAUCAAAGAGAAACAAUAAUUUGGUAUUUUGCGAAAAUUUGCCAGUUCCCAACUCGACAGUUAUAUGCGAGGCACAAGCUUUGCGAUUCAUAUGCCAUUAUGACAGUUUGGCUUGGAUUUGUCCAUUAGUAAUAUCUGCGUCAUCUCUAUGGAAUUCUUAUUCGUUCGAAGUUAGAUACCAUACCGAUACAUAUAUAAAAGUCAAAAAUCCAAAAAUUAUUAUGCUAUCCCAUGACGAUAAUUUUUUGCGAUGCGGUAAAGACUAUUGUCCUUACAACGCUGAAGCUUUUUUCGAAAUCAUUAUAAUUCAUAAUUUCAAUAUGAAUGAUGAGGCUAAAAUAAAAUCCUCAAAUUGCGUAACCGAAACUAAAUACGGGAAUUCUGGUUACCGCGAAAAUAUAGAGGAGAAAUUUUGUCUUAAAACUUACGUUAAAAAGAUUAAAGAAGCUAUGGAUUCAUUCCCCAUCGACCCUUUUAGAUUUCCUGAAAGAGAGAAAGAUUACGACAAAAAACUCAUACCCAGAAUAAAUUUAGAGAAAUUUUGUGAUACUUUUUAUCCAAACUUUUCUACUAAGGUGGUUCAAAACGAAGCAAUGAACUCCAGGCAAAAAUCGAAAGAUAUCAACGUGGACAAUACAGAAAAGAAAAAAUUAUUUUGGGAAUUAUCUUACAUAGAUAAAUGGAUAGUCAACGCCGAUAAUUUUGAGCUUCGCUUCGUGGAUAUAAUAGACGACGAAUGUAUUUCUAAAACCCUAUCACCUUGUUGCCCGUUAUUUCAACCCUUACGUUUACGAAUAUGGCUUGUCCCUUUCGCCGUUACCAUCAAAGGCAAUCGAUUAUUGAUACCUCCACUCAACCUGAAAAAUAAUCAAGUCCCUGACAGCAACUCAUUCGAAUACGCACUGCAAAUGAAUUACUCCUCGGUUCCUGGGUUCGAACACUUAAUCACUAAUAAGACCUACACCGAAAGCACGAAAGUGGAUAACCGCCACCACUACCCUCUAACUCGGACCGAGAAUGAAGUUGGCCAGAAAUUCUGCGGCGAUCCCGAUCUGGCUUAUUUUGAUUAUCGGGCCUUGUGUCGAGUAGCUUCUCAGUUAAAUCCGCAAGAUGACGCUUUGGAGAUUCAUCUCUCUCAUGCCACAUACACCUGCCUCAACAUGAUCAUAGAUAAUCUUUCCGAUCUAACCGAUUGUAUUAAUUCCUUAACGAAUAAGAAGCUGGAUGAUGGGGAAAAUCUUAAUGACCGAGUUAUUACGCUAACUCCAGAUAAACCAUCACUGAAACAUGCUAUAGACAAUGAGGUUAUCACUGUUAAAAUGAGCCUUUUUCUCGAAGACAUUAAUUUCAAGCUGUAUCCGGACCUUGAUUCAAACCAAAUUACUCAACAAAGCAAAGUUCCCCAGUCAAAGAAUUCUAAACAAUUUAAUUCUUCGCCCAUCUAUUUUUUGGAUCAGAGUAAUAUUCCUCAAAGCGCCGAUGCAGCCAUUUCUUCUAAAAAAUUUAAAUACAAAAGCAUCAUAUCAAAUAGACUAGAUCAACGUCAAUCAUCCCAAAUCUUUGAAACCUUCGACAUACAUAGUAGUCUAAUUGAUAACGUAAGUAAGUACAUCGAGACUGGAACAGACCCAUUAAACGAACUCACAUUGGAUCAAUCGCAAAAUACUAAAGAAUCGAUAACCUCAACUAAUCCCAUCCCAUAUUCUAACGUAAAACACUUCGCGUUUUUUACCCUUAAUAGAAGCCUAAUCGACAUAGAUAUUUGGAAGAAUUUGAACAAUUCAACGGGGACGGGUGAAACUUGUUUUGAUUUCAAAAUGUGGACUCAUCGAGCUAAGCUUCACGAUAAAAUUUCUGACAAUUUUGAUGUAUCCACCAAAACAGACACAGACCCCGAUUACACACAACUGCAAUCUAGUUUCGAUAACUCUAAAUCCAAUGAUAAGCAUAAGAGAGUCUUUUUGAAACUCCGAGCUUGUUAUAACCCAUCGUUGUCUCGACCAAUCCUUCAAUUACUCAUAGGACCGAGUCUCUUACAAAUCAAUCCACACGUCAAAUUAAAUCAAGAUUUUCAACUGAUUUCUAGUCAAACACUUACUCUUAUUGCAGAACUUCUAUCCACCGGCAACCUAAACAAUGAGAAAAAAAAUUCUUACAAGACGCCUUCUCCCUUUUCUCUUUUUAUCAAUGUCGAAAGAGAACCUAUUCAAUUAAAGUUGAUAGGAACAAAAUUAUCUGAUGAUAAAGAUACUAGCAAUGAUGUUACGACCAAGGAAAAUCCUAAUGAAUUCAUGUUAAAAUUAGAACCCUUUGUGCUUUAUAGACUGGCUGAGGACGAUGUUACCGUUUUAACAAAUGUUCACGAUAUCAAAAAUAAAAUAUUUUCCCGAUACAUUACUGAAAUGAUCGAUCACGAAAAUGAGGGAGAUGAUUUGGCGAAAUUGCGAAAAGAAAAUCAAUUAUUGCGACAAAAAUUGUCCGAAUUGGGAUAUGGCAUUGACGCGAAAAGAUUUGAUUGAUACUACUACGAUUCUCAGAUAUUUUGAUGCGAGUUCAUAUAAAUGUUUAACUUCAUUACUCCACAUUAAAUUAUUUCCUGUUUUUAGUAAAUAAUUUUUAAUACCCUCCUUUACCACUCAUCUAGCUCAUAAGGGGCCAAAAAAAUUUAUAAGUUCGAUGGCUUUAUUUUCGAAUUUUCAAUGUUCAUUUUUUUGCCUAUAUCUUUUAAUUAUUUAUAUUAAAUGUAAUAAUAGUUUUUAAAAAUUGAUCUAAUCCAUCAUUGUAAAUUGAUAUCAAAUCGCAUAGUAAACUUAUAUACCAUACACUUCAUUAUAUAAAUUUCAAAACAAAACUAAAGAAUAUAUUUUUAUCAGUUGAAUAUUAAUAAUUUAAAAAUCCACCAACGUUAAAUUAUAUUUAAAGCCUUAUCA
Molecule: messenger RNA, 4837 nt
Organism: Gordionus sp. m RMFG-2023
Lineage: Eukaryota; Metazoa; Nematomorpha; Gordioida; Chordodea; Parachordodidae
Exons: 27
Coding region: 563-4426 (1287 amino acids)
Source: RefSeq, a predicted model, not a curated record